AUGGACCCUAGGCCGAUGGCGCCUAGGCCGCUGGCCCCUAGGGCGGUUAGUGCCAAGGGCGUUUGCGGCACUCGCGCCAUAGGCGUGGGCAAGACGCAGGUGGGCAAGGCGCAGGUGUUUCUGAGGGCGGGGCAGAUGGUGGAUCUGAAUGCCAUGAGGGCGGAGAAGCUGGGGGAGGCCGCCAAGGUCAUCCAGAGGUCGAUUCAAAAGCUGGACGUGGAGGAGGCGAAGACAGCAGAGAUCCAGAAGCUGCAGCAGGAUCUGGAGGGAGCAAUGAGGAAGGUCGAUGAGGCACACGCUGAAACCCUAGCAGCCAAAGCAGAGAUCCAAGUAGCCAAGGCAGAGACACAAGCAGCCAAGGCGGAAAUUAGUGUAGCCAAGGCAGAGACACAAACAGCCAAGGCAGAGACACAAGCAGCAAAGGCGGAAAUUCAAGUAGCCAAGGCGGAGACACAAACAGCCAAGGCAGAGACACGAGCAGCCAUGGCAGAGACACAAGCAGCCAAGGCGGAGACACAAGCAGCAAAGGCUGAGGCACAAACAGCCAAGGCAGAGACCGAGAGGCUCUGUCUUAAAGUGGCAACAGUGGAGGCGGAGGUGAGGGAGGAGAUUGGGAAGAGGGAGCGGCUGCUGGAGGAGACGCAGGAGGAGCUCCGGAAGGUUGGAGGAGCAGGUGAAAAACGCAUAGCAGGAGAACCAGGUGCUGUUGAGGCAGCAGGCCUUGCGUCUGAAGAGACAUCUCAAAAGAAGGAGAACUCGCGCCUUCUUUCGCCGUGCAUUGAGGUGUGGCUGGGGAUGGUGCAUGUGUGUGGGGAAGGGAGGGUGUGCCACGCGCUGAGCUCGCACUGGUUCAGCAGCAUCAUCUGCUGCCCCAUCCGUGCUCCGUGCAUCUCCCGGGCGGCGUACGGCCGGCACUCGUCGCACCGGGGGGUGCCAGUGGCCACAGCCACGCACGCGCUGAGCUUGCACUGGGGCAGCAUCAUUGCCACGCUCACCACGCUACUCAUGACACUCAAAGCGAAUGAUGUGCCUUCCUUCCUCGUGCGCAAGCUGGUCACUCAGAUCUUCUCCUUCAUCAACGUGCAGCUCUUCAACAGCCUUCUCCUGCGCCGUGAGUGCUGCUCCUUCAGCAACGGAGAGUACGUGAAAGCAGGCCCGGACGAUUUGGACCACUGGCUGCACGAGGCAACCCCUGAAUACACCGGAAAUGCGUGGGAGGAGAUCAAGUAUAUCCGCCAAUCCGUGGGCUUCCUGGUGAUUCACCAGAAGCCCAAGGAGAGCAUGCAGGAGAUCACAUCGGACCUCUGCCCGGCGCUGAGCACUCAGCAGCUGUACCGAAUCAGCACCAUGUACUGGGAUGAUAAGUACGGCACCCACACCGUCUCUCCCUCUUCCCCUCUUCGCCUCUCCCCUUCUCCCCCUCUCCGCCUCUCCCCCUCCCACCGCUCCCCAUCUCCCCAUGCGCCCAUGUCUUGCUCGCCAACAGGCAACUCACAAUAA
This is a messenger RNA of Closterium sp. Naga37s-1, 1500 nucleotides long. Lineage: Eukaryota; Viridiplantae; Streptophyta; Zygnematophyceae; Desmidiales; Closteriaceae. The record is from the annotation of a GenBank genome assembly.